Messenger RNA from Acanthopagrus latus (yellowfin seabream), 580 nucleotides. RefSeq names its product transcription and mRNA export factor ENY2-2-like. Bases 94 to 384 code for a protein of 96 amino acids. NCBI's taxonomy places the organism in Eukaryota, Metazoa, Chordata, Actinopteri, Spariformes, Sparidae. Gene Ontology annotation, cellular component: nuclear pore; SAGA complex; DUBm complex. The record is from RefSeq and is a predicted model, not a curated record. The transcript has 5 exons. Gene Ontology annotation, biological process: positive regulation of DNA-templated transcription; poly(A)+ mRNA export from nucleus; regulation of transcription by RNA polymerase II. Gene Ontology annotation, molecular function: transcription coactivator activity; chromatin binding.
CUCCUCCUGUUUUUUUUGUUUUUUUUUACACGGAGCGGUUGUGUGAAGGGACUGUGUGUUCCCCAGCUGAUCCAUCUCGACGAAAGACAGACCAUGAGCAAAGACUCGCAGAUGAGGGCUGCAAUCAACCAGAAGCUGAUAGAAAUGGGUGAACGGGAGCGGUUGAAAGAAUUGCUCAGGGCGAAGCUGGUGGAGUGUGGAUGGAAGGAUCAGCUGAAAGCUCACUGCAAAGAUGUGAUCAAAGAAAAGGGCCUGGAGCACGUCACAGUGGAGGACCUGGUCACAGACGUCACACCCAAAGGCAGAGCACUCGUACCGGACAGCGUGAAGAAAGAGCUCCUGCAGAGAAUCAGAGCUUUUCUAGCUCAACACGCCACCUUGUGAACGAGACGAUUCCCACCUAGACAUUUUUUUACUCACCGUAGAUCCACGAUUAAACUCCAAACUGAUGUUUGUUCUCAUUGUGAGCAAUGCUGAAGUGUUAUUUUUAUUUUGUAUUGUGUGUUUUCAUAUUGAUUUUAGUUUGUUAUGCAGCAGUUUUGGAAAGAAAAAAAAAAUAAAGUCAUGCCUAUUUUGGUCA